AUGGCUGUUGAUACUGCUGCUCCAGCAAAAGCUUCUUGGGCUGACGAAUACGAGGAUGAAGAAGAUUCCUUCCAACCUCAAAUGUACACUGACGAAGAUGGCAACAAGGUUAUCAUUGAAUUCAGAGAAAACGAGGACGGCAAGAAAGUCAAGGUCACUCGCAAGCUUCGUGCUAAGCUUGUAACUGAACAUGUCAACAAGGCCGUUGCUCAGCGCAAAAAGUGGGCCAAGUUUGGUGAGGAAAAGGGCAAGAAGGCUGGCCCUGAUCUUUCUACUACUACCAUCGGUGAAAAUAUUCCCUUGAAAUUAGGAUCAAAUACUGGCAAGAAUGUCGAAGCUGUGGCAGAGGAGGAAGCUAAAGAUAAGAUCCAGAGCCAACUCAAGACCAAGAACAUUGCAUGUCGUAUCUGUAAGGGUGAGCACUUCACAAGUAAAUGUCCCUACAAGGAUACAAUGCAACCUUUGGAUGAAAUUGCCUCUACAAUUGAAGCCGUUAAACUCGAUGGAGCCGAUGCCACUGCUGCAUCAGAGAGCGGAUCAGGACCCAACAAAUACACACCUCCUCAUCUUCGUAACAAGGCUCAAGGUGCUGGUGAAUCUAUGCGUGGUGAUCAAAAGCGUGAUGAUUCUGCUACUCUCCGUGUCACCAACUUGUCUGAGGAUGUUACUGACAAUGAUAUAUAUGAUCUCUUUAACCGUUUCGGUAGUAUCGCCCGUGUUUACUUGGCUCGUGAUCGUGAUACCAACCUCUGUAAGGGGUUCGCUUUUGUUUCCUUCAAUGACCGUGAGCAUGCUGAAAGAGCUCAACAAGCUAUCAAUGGUUAUGGUUACGAUAAUCUCAUCUUGAGAGUCGAGUUUGCUAGAAGCACUUGA
This is a messenger RNA of Mucor velutinosus, 873 nucleotides long. RefSeq lists its product as uncharacterized. The record is from RefSeq and is a predicted model, not a curated record. Gene Ontology annotation, molecular function: RNA binding; translation initiation factor activity. The transcript is spliced from 5 exons. Bases 1 to 873 code for a protein of 290 amino acids. NCBI's taxonomy places the organism in Eukaryota, Fungi, Mucoromycota, Mucoromycetes, Mucorales, Mucoraceae. Gene Ontology annotation, cellular component: eukaryotic translation initiation factor 3 complex; cytoplasm.